AUGUCAUACUUAGUUAAAGGAUUUAAAGGAAUGUCAUUUGGGAUAAUUUGCCUUUCUUUGCUUUGCGUGGUUAUGUGCAAGUUUGACUUCCAGAACCCCCGUUCAUUACCAAUGGGAUUACUGAUGAACACAGAUUACUGAUUUGCAUAAUAAUUCACAGCACUGCCUAUUUAUGCAAUGGGCCAGAGGUUCAGUUCGUGUCAAUUGGUGUAACUACAGCGCUGUCAGAUUUCUGGCUAGUGGAAAGCCUGUUUCUGACUGACACAAGUUUGCCCUGUUUGCAGCACCUGGUGCUGGGAGCAGGUUGUCGUAACAAAUUUGGUAUUUCUUUUUGUUUGCCGGUGGCUACCAGGCAGAUGUAAACAUCUUGACCGGUAUAAAGAGAGUGUGUGCUAUUAGUUAUCUAUUGGAUAGUGUUACUUUUAAACACUUCAUGUUCAGUGAAGUGGAGGCCUUCUGAGAAAAUGAGAGCUUUAAAAUCAAGAUCUCUCUGGGUAUGUAAAAUCAUCACUGGUUUUUAUCUCGUGUCCUGCAGGUGCAACUGUACCAGCCCACAGAGCAGUUCUGGUAGCUCGCUGUGAGGUAAUGGCAGCUAUGUUUAAUGGUAAUUAUCUAGAAGCAAGUAGUGUUCUGGUUCCAGUGUAUGGGGUUUCCAAAGACACUUUCCUCUCCUUUCUAGAGUACCUUUAUACCGACUCCUGCUGCCCAGCCAGUAUUCUCCAAGCUAUGUCUCUCUUGAUCUGUGCAGAGAUGUACCAAGUAAUGAGACUCCAGCAUAUUUGUGAGCUUUACAUUAUCACGCAGCUUCAGAGCAUGCCUAGCCGGGAACUGGCAUCCACAAGUCUCAGUAUCGUUAGCUUGCUCAAAAAAGCUAAGUUUCACAAUUCCGAUUGCCUUUCGACUUGGCUGCUUCAUUUUAUUGCCACUAACUACCUCAUCUUCAGUCAAAAGCCUGAAUUUCAAGAUCUUUCAGGUAACCUAUCGAUUACUUCUACAACAAGAAAUGUUUCUCAGUUCUGCUUAAAUCCGAAGCGAGGUACUGGACAGUACUACUUCUGCACGAGAAGACGAUGAGGACUUCUUUAGGCCACACAGUCUAGUCCAGUCCAGAGUCCGUCUGAGCUGGGUGCUGCACCACCCUACCGUGGGACCAGCACGCGACAUGUAAAGAGCAGCAUAGCCCGCAGCUGCAUCCCCUUGUCUGUUGGUUCCUCUACUGAUGGCCAGGUUCCCACCCAUAACUGAAGCAACUGGGACGGUUUGGUCAUCUUACGUCAACCCCUCCACCUUACGUAUAUAAUCUUGGUUUAGUUUGUACGUUUGAAUUGAGGUGAUGAGUCACGUCCAAUACCUGCUCUUUAAGGGCUGGGGUUUUCUUUGAAGAAAAUAGGAACCUUGCAGGAGUCUCCAGCAGAUCUCAAGAAAUCAGAUAACUAAUGCCCAUUCAAGUAAAUAAACCCAGGUUCUUCCAGGGAACUGAUAUUUAUUUUCCCAAACGGUACAUCUGUUUCCUGACACGUGACUGUAGAAAGUUUUCCUCAUUGCCUCUGGGAGUUUCCAUCCCCCUGAUGAAGGUGAUCCUGAUGGGUGCAUCUCUUUGACCCGUAGUUCAUAUUCGGACCGUCGGUACGGGGCCAGGGUAUUCCAGAAGGGGAUGUGUCGUAUCAGUGAGCCAAAGCUCUGCUUGGUCCAAAGGACGUUAAAGGUCUUCUUUGGCAUUUGCAAGGCUCGUACGUGUAUUUGUGAUGACGGACAACUUUGUAAUCAUUAUGAGCAAAGGAAGGAGAGCUCGGUCCUCCCUGCUUUCUUUGGACCUGGAAUUUGUCUUCCAGUGGCCCAUCUGCGACUCUUCUGAAAUGUCCAUUUGGUAUAGCCAGGUCUGGAUUAAACGUGGGAGAGCAGGGCACCCGUGCUGGCAGGUGUCACCCACCCGUGGGUUCGGUCCACAGCGGACUUGCUUUGCUUCCCUUCCUGCUGUUUCAGCUGACAGGGCGUGUUUGAAAGGACUUUGUGGCAUCUUCUCGCUGCAGGGCUUCGGUCUCAACCACCCCGGGGUUCUCCUGAAGCUGCAGGAAUCAGGUCGUCCCUUCUGUUUGGUGAAGGUGGGAGCUGCCUCUGGCUUCCCCUUGGUGAGGCAGGAGAGCAGAGAGACCCUUCGGACUUAGGGUCCCCGCAGGGCUCAAUCUAGGCACGUCUACUUACCCGUUUCCCAGUUCCCCAGUGGGUUACCGGUUUGGCAUUAUAGCUUAUUAAACGUUUCUUUUUCUGCUGUGGAAAGCGACAGUGACAGUGCUUCUGUCUCCACGUUGCAGUUAUCCUGAUGGAUAGCAGGCUGCACAUGAGCCUGUCGUGAAACUUAGGCGGUGAUGCUGCUGCUGAGCAUCGCUUGUCAGCACCCGUCAGCGUGUGCUCGGACAGCACCCGAGUAACUCGAGGAUGAGCUGUACAGUGUCACCACGCCAAAUGUUUGCUCUGCCAUCACCUGGAGUUUCCUCGGUGCUUUCACCAUUCACGGAGCACCCAGGGCUGCUGCAGAGCAGUACUAAAGCUGUUGGCUGUCAGAUGAGAUUUCUGAAGUCUCCGGUGGGUGACUGAUGCCAGGGUGGCCGUUUUGGAGCCAAGCACAUGGGGGCUGGCUUGAAGGAAAAGGGCACCACGCCAGUGGAGUGGUAUCCUUUGCAAUUUGGUGUCCGCACGCCCGGCAGCCUGUCCUUUGCUUUUCUCCUUCCUCUGUGUCAUAGAAAGAUAGAGUGGUUUGAGUUGGAAGGGACCUUAAAGAUCGUCUCGUUCCAACCCCCCUGCCACGGGCAGGGACACCUUCCACUAGACC
Molecule: messenger RNA, 2830 nt
Organism: Harpia harpyja (harpy eagle)
Lineage: Eukaryota; Metazoa; Chordata; Aves; Accipitriformes; Accipitridae
Product: rho-related BTB domain-containing protein 3-like
Exons: 3
Coding region: 586-1074 (162 amino acids)
Biological process (GO): proteasome-mediated ubiquitin-dependent protein catabolic process; regulation of proteolysis
Cellular component (GO): cytoplasm
Molecular function (GO): ubiquitin protein ligase binding
Source: RefSeq, a predicted model, not a curated record